AAUGCAGCACGACCGAGGGAGAGUCGCUCUCCCAUGCACGGCGGCGGCCAGGGUAUAGUCUUCGGGGCAGACCCCACAACUCCCUCUUUCUUUUGCCGCUUGUUUUGCUGUUUCCAUAUUCAGCAAAAAUGGUGCGCAUCAGCGUCCUGGGCGAUGCCCUGAAGACCAUGUACAACGCUGAGAAGCGCGGCAAGCGCCAGGUGCUGCUGCGCCCCGCCUCCAAGGUGGUCAUCAAGUUCCUGUCGCUGAUGAUGAAGCACGGCUACAUUGGCGAGUUCGAGUACGUCGACGACCACCGCUCGGGCAAGAUUGUCGUCGAGCUGAACGGCCGCCUGAACAAGUGCGGUGUCAUCUCUCCCCGCUACGACAUCGGCCACUCCGAGAUUGAGCGCUGGGUGGCCCGCCUGCUGCCUUCUCGUCAGUUCGGCAUCAUUGUCAUGACCACCUCGGCCGGCAUCAUGGACCACGAGGAGGCCCGCCGCAAGCGUGUCGGUGGCAAGGUGCUGGGCUUCUUCUACUGAGCAGCUGGACCUGGCGCGCUGGAGCAGCAUGCGGGUCUGGGAUCUUGUGAGCCGAGGGCGAUGCGGGGAGGAUAGCGUGCAGUUUGCAGCCGGCGUCAGCUUCGCUGCUACUCGCAGCCAAAGCAGCGUCGGUCUGGCUGGAGCUAUUAGCGCUCGGCGCCUAGCUUUCUCGGAGGACUUAAGAGGCGGCCUUUUGGGGGCAGGGGCGAGGAGCAGGGGAGGGCGGACGGCUCCGCUGUCGUCCUGCGUAUACCAGACUUUCAGCGAGCUGUAACGGCUGAGAAAGUGCAUUUGACGAUAAUGUGGACGCCUCGUGCGUACCCGUGUUUCGUCGUUCCGCUUUUCCACUUUUCUCAUGCCGGUUAGGACCAGCCGCAGCCAGCAUCAGCUGAGGAGCUAUCGGACAGCAGCAAUAGCAGCACAGCCACAACAGCGUUAGGCAGCUAGGCGGGUUUGGCAGGGGUGGCAGAGGUCCUCUGCUGCUUCCGCUCCGCCGCGGCGGUGUGCCGGCGCGAGCUGCCCCUCGGGCGGUGGGCCUGGCUGGCUGCAUGGCGUGGCGCGGCAUGGCGUGGCAGGCGUGUGUGCGGGCGCCUCAGGCAGGCAGCAGCAGCAGGGCUCAGCCCAAAACCAUCAUGGCCAGGUGGGAAACAGGGAGCUGGGGACGGGGCUCAGAUGGGGCUCAGGGGCUGGGGCAUGCCAGCUAUGAGUCGAGAGCCGGGCUCUCGCAGAUAGGAAAGUGACAAGGAAAGUCGCUUCUAGUUGGCGGGCGCAGUUUGGACAGGAAGAGAUACAGCUGCUUCUGUAUUGCGGGUGUCAGCGCAUUCAUGCUUUCGCCAAGACACAGCCAGCAUAUGUCAGCCGCCGCGUCUCUCAUUCAGGUACGUGCUGUUGCUUGCCUGCUUGCUUGUCUGCAUACCUGCUUGCCUGCCCGCCGACAGUGUUGUGCACUGCUCAUGCUGUUCGUCAGCGGUUGAAUGCUUGUCGAAGACAGUGCGCGUACGUUGACUAGUGGAGCUAGCGGAACUACGCCUCAGCGACACGCCUCAGCGAGUAGAGAUUGCAUUGUGGCAAGAUGGACCUGCUGACCCAGUUCAUUAGCGCGAGUAGAGCGCCGGGUCGUUUGUGACGGAUGCAGCAGGUGUGCGACGUGGUACAUGCUCUCGUACAGAUGUGACGUUUGAUGCGUGCCCCUAGAUGCACGGCGUGCUCUUGCUGUUGAGUGCGCGGGCGGUCGAGGCUGUGCAUGAGGGUGGCAUGUUAGUGGUGUCCUUCACUAAGAUGUAACCGGCAUAAUGU
Chlamydomonas reinhardtii is the source of this 1817-nucleotide messenger RNA. RefSeq names its product ribosomal protein S15a. Gene Ontology annotation, molecular function: structural constituent of ribosome. The transcript has 3 exons. Bases 129 to 521 code for a protein of 130 amino acids. Gene Ontology annotation, cellular component: cytosolic small ribosomal subunit; ribosome. The record is from RefSeq and is a predicted model, not a curated record. Gene Ontology annotation, biological process: translation. Lineage: Eukaryota; Viridiplantae; Chlorophyta; Chlorophyceae; Chlamydomonadales; Chlamydomonadaceae.